AUGAUGGCCAUGAACGCCGCCAAGCAGCCGUUCGGCGUGCACCCGGCGCUCCAAGAACCCAAAUUCUCCAGCCUGCACUCCGGCUCCGAGGCCAUGCGCCGAGUUUGUCUCCCGGCCCCGCAGCUGCAGGGCAAUAUAUUUGGAAGCUUUGAUGAGAGCCUGCUGGCACGCGCCGAAGCUCUGGCGGCGGUGGACAUCGUCUCCCACGGCAAGAACCACCCGUUCAAGCCCGACGCCACCUACCAUACCAUGAGCAGCGUGCCCUGCACGUCCACCUCGUCCACCGUGCCCAUCUCGCACCCGGCCGCGCUCACCUCGCACCCGCACCACGCGGUGCACCAGGGGCUCGAGGGGGACCUGCUGGAGCACAUCUCGCCCACGCUGAGCGUGAGCGGCCUGGGCGCCCCCGAGCACUCGGUGAUGCCCGGCCAGAUCCACCCGCACCACCUGGGCGCCAUGGGCCACCUGCACCAGGCCAUGGGCAUGAGCCACCCGCACGCCGCCGUGGCCCCGCACAGCGCCAUGCCCGCGUGCCUCAGCGACGUGGAGUCGGACCCGCGCGAGCUCGAGGCCUUCGCCGAGCGCUUCAAGCAGCGGCGCAUCAAGCUGGGGGUGACCCAGGCGGACGUGGGCGCGGCGCUGGCCAACCUCAAGAUCCCCGGCGUGGGCUCGCUCAGCCAGAGCACCAUCUGCAGGUUCGAGUCGCUCACGCUCUCGCACAACAACAUGAUCGCGCUCAAGCCCGUGCUGCAGGCCUGGCUGGAGGAAGCCGAGGCGGCCUACCGGGAGAAGAACAGCAAACCCGAGCUCUUCAACGGCAGCGAGCGCAAACGCAAGCGCACGUCCAUCGCGGCGCCCGAGAAGCGCUCGCUCGAGGCCUACUUCGCCAUCCAGCCGCGCCCGUCGUCCGAGAAGAUCGCGGCGAUCGCCGAGAAACUGGACCUUAAAAAGAACGUGGUGAGGGUCUGGUUCUGCAACCAGAGACAGAAACAAAAACGAAUGAAGUACUCGGCUGUGCACUGA
Suncus etruscus (white-toothed pygmy shrew) is the source of this 1023-nucleotide messenger RNA. It is a transcript of the gene POU4F3, whose product is annotated as POU class 4 homeobox 3. Gene Ontology annotation, biological process: regulation of transcription by RNA polymerase II. NCBI's taxonomy places the organism in Eukaryota, Metazoa, Chordata, Mammalia, Eulipotyphla, Soricidae. The transcript has 2 exons. The record is from RefSeq and is a predicted model, not a curated record. Gene Ontology annotation, molecular function: RNA polymerase II cis-regulatory region sequence-specific DNA binding; DNA-binding transcription factor activity, RNA polymerase II-specific. The coding region runs from base 1 to 1023 and encodes 340 amino acids.